AUGGAUCUGGAAGAAUAGUAAGGUCUUAUUCCAAAUAUAACACCUGCCAAACCACUAAAAUAAAUUCGUAAGGUCAAAUACACCAAAUCAACCUACUUCAAUUAUUUGAUUGCAAUUUUAGCAUUAAUAAUACUUGCACUUAUGUCAUAUAUUGUAAUAGAUAUAACUGGUUAUGAAAUUAUGCAUCUUACCUUUAAAUCAUCCACUAAGUAAUUAAAUAUAACUAAUUAAAUACCUAUCUAAAAUGAAGACUAAUCAUAAAUUGAUACUAUGGAUUAUACAUCUUAAAUAGAUAAUUUAUUAUGGGAUGAUGCUAAUAAUAAUAAAGAGAAUCAAGAAGUAUUAAAUGAAGAAUUUAUUGAUGAGAAUUUUUCAAAUUAAGAUGAAAUUAAUUAAAUAGAGGAACCAUCUAUUUAAAAUUAAAAUACUGAUAUUAACACAUUUUAAAGUAAUACUUUAGAAAUUAGUGAUUAAUAAGAAGUUGAAGAUUAAGUUUAAAUACUUAAUGAUGAUUAAUAACUUGAAUAAUAUUCUUUAUUGUAAUCAGGAUCUAGAAUAAUAACACCAAAAAUAGAUGAUUCAAAAUAUAAUUAUGUAGAAUUACCUAAUAAAAUGAAAAUUCUAUUGAUUUAAAAUGAUGAUGAGAAUGCAUAAAUAUAUUUAAAUGAUUUUAAAGGAUAUUGGUAAACUAAUUAUUUUGUUAAAUGUGAUUAAUGUAAGAUUACUGUCAAAGAAUAACAAACAUAAUAUUUUAUAUAAACAAAAUCUGAUCAAAUUUUAAAUUCAUUUACUGAAUUAAGUAAAGCUUUUGCAUCAGAAACUCCACAAUUAAAAUAGAUAAAUUAUUAGAAAACUUCUUGGGAAGAGUUACUUACAUAAAUAUCUAAUGAAAAUCAUCCAUUAUCAUCUAAAUAUUCUAAAUCAUCCACAUUUUAAUUAUCUCCAAAUUAAAUUGUAUUGAUAAUCAAAGGAAAAUUUAAUUCAGAUGAAUUAAUGAAUGGAAUUGUAUAAAGUGAUAUUGUAUUAUUAAGAGAUAAAGAUAUAGAAGAGUUGGAAAAUAUUGAAAUUAUUAAUUAACAUGAAAGUAUCAUUAAAUGGAACAAUUAAAAAGAUUUAAAUUCAAUUAAAAUAUUAUAUGAAUUAGAAAAUAGUAAAGAAUUGAAUUUUAUAGAUUAUUUUAUAUAGACCUCUCUAUAAAAUUAUAUCAUAAACAAUAAAUUAGGUCUAGAUGUCAAAUCAAAUGUGAUAUUAGAUUAAAAUAAUAGAUAAUUGUAUUAAAUUUAAAUAGCAUUACCUUUCUAAGAUUAAAUGGAUUAUGAUCAAAGAGAAUUAGCAUAUAGACUAAGUAAAAUAGUCAUUAAUUUUGCUAAUUCUUUAUAAAUAUAAUUAAUAAAUAAAGAUAAUGAAUUAUCAGAUUAUUGUAAAUAGAUGAUAGAUUAAUUGUAAUAAAUUAAUAAUUUAUAAUUUGAUUAUGAUAAUUAAGAGUAAGAUUAUAUGGAAAUAGCUAAAAACCUUAAAUAAGAUUUAAUAGAAGAAGUACUUCAUUAUAAAUUUUUGGUCUAAAUAGUUCCUGAAUCCUUAAAGAAAACAUUAGAUAAUUUACAAUCUACUAAAAAUAUGAUCAUUAUUGUAAGUGAUUCUUAAUAUCAUACUGAAUAUAGUUUUUUAUAAAUUUCAAAAGGUUCUUCUACUUAGGAUCUACUUUUUUUAACUUAAGAUGAAUUAGAUAUAAAUAAGAAUGGUAUUUCUUAUUCUUUAAAAGAAAUAACUGAAUAAACUAAGCAAUUUAUUGAAAAAACUGAAGAUGAAAUCAUAUUUGUUUUUCCUCAAAUUAAUUAAUUUAUACCUUAAAACUUAGAUUUAGUUUAAUCAACUUAAUCAUUUGAUAUUAAUGAUUAAGUUGAAGUAAUUGUAGAUGUUUCUAAAAAAUUACCAAAAAUAAAUGCUGAUAUAACUAUUUUUACUUAUGGAUAAUUUAUAUAUGCAUAAUAUUUAUAUGAAAGAAUCAUUAUGGAAUAUUAAGAUGCAAUUAAUGUAGGUUAUGGAAUAGAUGUGAAUUAAAAUUAAUAUUUUUAAAUUUAAUUAUAAGGAUGGUCAGAUCAUUAUACAAAUAUAUUCAAAGGAAUUAUGGAAAUUAUAAAAGAGAAGCCAAAUGAAGAAUUAAAAAGUUAAUUAUAAUAUAAAUUUGAUAUGUUACCAGAACAUUUAAAAUUAAUUAAUUCUAAAAUUGAAUCAAUACUUAUUGCUAAUUAUAAAAAACCUUAGUUUGGAUCUGUUGGAUAAAAUUAUAAAAUGAAACUUAUAGGAAACAUUUAAUAAAAUUAAGCACAAGCAUUAGAUUAAAUGCUUCAUAAAGCAUUAAAUUUUAAAUAAAAAUUAAAAUAGGAUCCAAUAUAAAUUUAUAGUAUUAGAAAUAAAGAAAUCAAUUAUCAAUUAAAAGCAAAAGAUAAAUGGCAUUUAUUAAUAAACUAUUAUUAAUUUUCUUAAUUAAAUUAAAAUUAAUAAAAAUUACUUAAUAGAAUACAAGAAUAUGUUUAAAUUUAAUCACAAGAAUAACAUAUUAUUUUUGAGAAAAGAACUAUUGGUUGUACAUAAGGUUUUUUCUUAAUUGUACAAUCUUCUAAAGAUUUAAAUGAUUAGAUAGAAAAAUUAGAUAAAUUAAUUUAAUAAUCACUUAAUGAAUUAAAUAAAGAAGAUGGGUCUAAUAAAUAAAGUAAAAAAUAUUCUUAAUUCUGGAAAAAAUAAUCAGGAAAAAUUACAUUCUUUAUUGAUAAUUAAGAUAGAAAUACAAAUAUGGAGAAUUUAGAAUUAAUUCAAUGUAAAUGA
Messenger RNA from Paramecium primaurelia, 2826 nucleotides. Lineage: Eukaryota; Ciliophora; Oligohymenophorea; Peniculida; Parameciidae. The record is from the annotation of a GenBank genome assembly.